UUCAGUUUGCAGCUUUGCAAUAACACUCUUCUCUCUGUCUCUCUCCACUACUCGCCGCUGAUUUAGAUUUUCUCGCCGCUGUUUUGUGAUUACGAUUUGAUUCGUAUCUGGAAAGAGCUCAUCAUUUCACACAUACUGAUGUUUUCCGGAGUAUAAAACACUAUUCUAAUUAUUUAGUUGGUUUGUUGCACUUGGUUGUUGAUCCUGCAAUCGGAGUGAGGAAGAAGGUGUUUCUUGUAUAGAUAUGAUUGUAGACCUGGCUUUUGUUACUGCUUUGAGUGUUGUAUAAAGAAAACUGGAGGAAUGUCUGACUGUUGCAUGAAUGAGGUUCUCAAGGCAUGGAAGAUAAAUGGUGGAGCUUGAAUAUACCUUCUGGAAUGAGUUUGACCAGACUGAAGAUCACAUACUGUCACCUCCUGGUCAUGAACAUGAAACUGAUCCUCAACUAGAGAGUAGUAGCAACAAAAGACCUCGACGUGAAGUGACUGGUAUUUCAAGUCUCAGUGGAGAAAUUUUUUCUGUCAAAUAUAAGAGUCAGCAAAAGGACGCCAAAAGCUUUCAAUAUCUAGAGAACAUUAAGAAUACUAUGUUGGAGAAUGAAAGCUGGUCUCAAGCACCUGAAGGUGUGUUAUCAGCUUCACGUGAUAAUACCACAGCCAAUCAAAUGACUCCCUUAGCAUUUAAUGAUGCAAGGAUGCCUACUCAUUGUUUAAAAAGUAGCAAUGGAUUUGAUAGUGAUUUUUCUGCUCAUGAUCAAAUAACUGCAGUUGAGAGUGACACAUAUAACUACCCACUUGCUGGAAUUUCUCCAACAGAAAAUGAACCAAGUUUUCUUGACAAUGAUCAUGAUUAUGGAUGGCCUGAGAUUGGAAAUUUUGAGGAUGUCGAUCACAUGUUUAGAAGUUGUGAUUCAACAUUUGGGAUCGGCAAUGGAAAUGAGUUAAGUUGGUUUUCAUCUGUUGAAGGAUCUGAAGAUGUACUUAAUUCAGAUUUUAAGUUCUAUUCUGAAUCAAGUCCUUUUAAUGAUGCACCAAAACAAAAUGAAGUUUGUAAUUUGCAUUCAGUUGACAACUCAAAUGCAGAAAGUGGUUCUGUUCCUCACUCAUUAGUUGUUAAUAAACCUAAUGUUUUCCAUCACUUGAGUUUCUUGAACGGUUGUGAUGAUAAUACUGCUAGCGAUGAUGAACUUAAGCCAAAGGAACUUGAGUCAAAUGGCAGCAUACAGCUCAAGAAUUCCAAAUUUAACUUUGUUAAAAAGUCUGAUUUGCAGAAGCAGCAUUUAAAACAGUCAAGUCAAUUUGAUGGGAGAAGGAUGGAUGGAUUCCUGCAAAAUUGUGAUACAUUCCAUCAAACAGGUAACUUGCAGUUCAAAAAAACAAAGAUCCCAUCAGGAGCUGUAACUCAUCAGGUUUAUACCCCUCCAGGAGCUGAUCCCGACUGUUAUUAUUAUGGUGAUCUGUCAAAUCAUGUUCCAGUCAAUCCAUCCAUACCAGGUGCCAGGUCCGAAAGUAGUAGUAUUACCUCUUCUUCUCCAAAGGAGUCUUCUUAUGUAUCAAACCAAGUACAAUUACUUGAAUCCUAUUAUGAUCGUUCAUUUGAUGCUCCUAAUAUCAAAAUGUAUGAGGAAAGCAAUAAGUUGCAGUACAGACUAGGAUUCCAAUCUUCAUGUAAAACAGAUGCUAACCAUAUAAAUUCAUCAGUGCCAACUGCUGCAUGCGAUUUAACGGCUUCUCAGAACCAACAAUCUUAUAAGCUAAAAAAUGAACCAGAGAAUCACAGAGAGAUGAAUGGAGUUAGUUGUGGAAAUCCUGCUGAAAUUGAUUCCUUCUAUGCUCCAGAAAGCUCUUUGGAAUUUGGUUUAGAUGACAUCUCACUGGAAGCAUUUAGUUUUCGUCAGCUUCAACAAGUCACAAACAAGUUGGACAUCAGGACAAAGUUGUGCAUAAGGGAUAGCUUAUAUCGCUUAGCAAGAAGUGCUGAACAUAGACACAAUCAGACAACUCUCCAUGGAAAUUCAGACGCUACUGGGACAGUGAUAGUUGAGGAAGCAAAUAAAUGCAAUGGUUUUGCAGACAUGGAGUCGGAUACAAACCCAAUAGACAGGUCUAUAGCACACUUACUGUUUCAUAGGCCAUCAGACUCCUCAUCUUUGAUGCCUGGCGAGUCACAUAGAACGAUUCAUGGGUAUGGUGGGUCAACAUCUGGUCAACAUGAAGAAACUGCCAUUGAUAAAUAAGUAAAUUGGCUUUUGCAAGGGCAUAGUGAUAAAAUUUCACGAAUCGCCAUGCAGUAGUACCAAUAUAAGGUAACUGUCUAUCGUCCUUUUCUUUUGAGCCAAGCACUGUAAACCCCCUUAUCAUCGUUCUUAUUAACUAUGCUGAUAUUUGGCAUAUUUUAGAAUGUCAAUAGAUCGUCUCGUGGAAGUAGAGUUUUAAGUAUGAUUUCUGUAUAUUAUUACACAAUUAAAUCUUCAUGGUAUCUAUGUUGGUAUCACAAGAAUUCCUCCCAUGAGAGGCCUAAAUAAGAUUUUGAUCAAUCAGCUACACGAUUUGG
Molecule: messenger RNA, 2553 nt
Organism: Impatiens glandulifera
Lineage: Eukaryota; Viridiplantae; Streptophyta; Magnoliopsida; Ericales; Balsaminaceae
Product: protein LNK1-like
Exons: 10
Coding region: 350-2236 (628 amino acids)
Biological process (GO): circadian rhythm; regulation of DNA-templated transcription
Source: RefSeq, a predicted model, not a curated record